This is a messenger RNA of Odobenus rosmarus divergens (Pacific walrus), 1199 nucleotides long. RefSeq names its product small leucine-rich protein 1 (gene SMLR1). The coding region runs from base 86 to 298 and encodes 70 amino acids. Lineage: Eukaryota; Metazoa; Chordata; Mammalia; Carnivora; Odobenidae. The record is from RefSeq and is a predicted model, not a curated record. The transcript has 2 exons.
AGAAGAAAACAAGGGUAGACUCUGAGCAAAGCUGCCCUCAUCCUGAGCGUGAACUCGCUGGCCCCUGGGGUCUGGGUGACUGGCAAUGAGCCCUGUGAUGUCAGCAUUCAUGAGGGAGCUCCCCGGCUUGUUCCUGCUUGCUGGGGUCUUCCUACCUGUGACCUUGCUGCUGCUUCUUCUCAUCGCCUACUUCAGGAUCAAACUGAUGGAGGUUAACGAAGAACUGUCGCAGAACCCCCAUCACCAGCAGAAACGCAAACCUGGCUCUUACCUAUACCAGCGGACGAAAAGAACGUGACUUGGGGACUGAUCCAUGGCUAAAGCGCAGCGAAUUUCUACUGGUCAGAGAGCAACGGUCAAUGGCUUAGCUAAUGAAAUAAGUUCAUAAAUUCAAACAACAGCACAAAUGGAAUACUGAAAAGCUUGUUCUGAACCACUUUGCAAAGUGGCAGCUAUUACCCAGGGGUACAUCUACGAGACUCAGUUAAAUAGCAGUUCGUUGGAGAGUACCAAGAAUAUAAGAUUCUCUUGGAUGUGCACUAUGGACUGGACGCUUGGCAACUUUUUAACUUUUAUAGGACUCUGUCUACUCUGAAGGACACUAUUUUUUUAAGUAAAAUUCUUAAGUAUCCUUAUUACAUAAUCCCAUGGAAGUGUACAUCAUUCUGAUUUUAUAGAUGAAGAAAUUCUGGUAGAGAGCAAACGGAGAGCAAAAGACAAGUGCCUUGAGAGCACUGUGGAUUCCCUCUGCGAGAGCAUUCCUACUUCCUCCACCUGCCGCACGGCAACUCUAAAAUGGCGCCCUUCCAGGCAUCACUUCCGGCCCUGAGUUUGCUUCUCUCCCUUUCCCAGCUACCUUCACAAAUCACACCACCCUUGCGAUGACCCACAGAACAAGUGGAGUCUCUCCAUACUAGAUAUGGAUCACCCAUGAAGGCAGCUUUCGUGCAAGCAAUGGCUUGGGAAUACUGGCAAUUUGCUGGUGGGCAAAGGGAAGAAGAGGGCAUUCAUGUAACUCAGACGGAGAAUAGCUCAAGCGUUUGCCUCUAAAACCAAAACAUCAGGGAGCUAUUUCUCAAUACGGAAAGAAGUCAACAUUUCACUAGCAAAAUUCUUUUCUCAGUGGGAGCCCCAAGGAGCCAACAUAGAUAACCAAAAAGAAACACUUAAUCCAAAGUGGUCAUUAAAGUAGAUUGAGU